This is a messenger RNA of Arabidopsis arenosa, 1197 nucleotides long. The record is from the annotation of a GenBank genome assembly. Lineage: Eukaryota; Viridiplantae; Streptophyta; Magnoliopsida; Brassicales; Brassicaceae.
AUUUAGGCCCAUUUUUUAUGAAAUGACGAAAUUACCCCGUUAGCUGUCGAAUACGAGAUAUAUCGAAUCGUUUGCUUUCACUUGUGUUGUUUUGCCGAAGUUUCUCUGCAGCUUCUCCUCUUCUCAGAAAUUAGGGUUCCGUCGCAAAUCACGAUCAGAUCUCGUACUCUCUGAAGAUGUCUGAAGACCCGGAGUACCGUUGUUUCAUUGGUGGGCUUGCUUGGUCAACGUCUGAUCGUGGUCUCAGAGAUGCCUUUGAGAAGUACGGUCACCUCGUUGAGGCCAAGGUGGUUCUUGACAAGUUUUCUGGUCGCUCCCGUGGUUUUGGGUUCAUCACUUUUGAUGAGAAAAAAGCAAUGGAUGAAGCUAUUGCAGCAAUGAAUGGAAUGGAUUUAGAUGGGCGAACUAUCACUGUUGAUAAAGCCCAGCCACAUCAGGGUGGGUCAGGCAGAGAUCAUGAUGGAGAUCGCAGUCGUGAUCGUGGAUAUGAUCGUGAUCGUAGCCGUCCCUCUGGUGGGCGAGGUGGUGGAGAUUGCUUUAAAUGUGGCAAGCCUGGACAUUUUGCAAGGGAGUGUCCUUCUGAAAGUAGUAGAGAUGGUGGCGGAAGGUACAGCUCAAAGGACGAUAGGUACAGUGCUAAGGACGAUAGGAUGAUAGGUAUGGUAGUAGGGAUGGUGGAGGUAGUCGCUAUGGACCUGAUCGCAGUGGAGAACGCGCUGGAGGACGUAGCCGGGAUGGUGGCAGCCGUGGAGGUCCAGGAGGUGAGAGGCACAGUCGUGCUACUGCUCCAUAUGACCGCCCCAGAGCUGGUGGCUUUCACUAGAAAUCUACUCCAAAGGUUAAAGAAGUUGAAGGUUUUCUGCUUUCGGCUCUCUUGUCAAGUGCGAAGUCAAAGUUACGCUGGAUGUGCUCUCUCUCCUUUUGAUAUGUUGAUCCGUAUGGAAACCUUGUGCUUGGUUGGUUUGAGACAAUUUGAGAUGUGCUACUUUAUGCUUAUCGUAAUGAAUGCGUGGGUUAUCCCCCCAACACCAAAUUUGCAAAAGCCUCAGGAUGGUCUGAUACUCGGGUUUAGCCGUGAAAAUUAAAGACUGAUCUAUAAAACUUGUGAUGGUAUUGGGAAAUAUACAUUGCUGACUGAUACUUGGCUACUGGAACUCAAAAACAUCCCUUCAUGAGCAACAAAUUGUCAUUUUCAGG